CGGUUCCCGGCGCCGUCCGCUUGGGGGCGCCCUCGCCCGUCCCGCGCUCUAUGGUCGCCCCCCCGCGUUGUCCUUCCCGCGCCGCCGCGGCCUAGAGCGUCCCCCACCUCCGCCUCCAACCCCGGAGAGCGGCGGGGUCCGCCGAGGACGUCACUUCCGGCGCUCCGUGACAGGCGCUUCCGGUGGGGCCCGGCCCGGCGGCGGAAUGGGGCGCGGCGGGAGCGGAGAGGCUGCUCCCGGCGCCGCCGCCUGACGCCGCGGCCCCGCCAUGGUGUCCGUCACGAUGGCCACUUCCGAGUGGAUCCAGUUCUUCAAGGAAGCCGGGAUCCCGCCGGGCCCCGCCGUCAGCUACGCCGUCAUGUUUGUGGACAACAGGAUCCGGAAGAACAUGUUGUUGGAUCUCAACAAGGAGCUGAUGAACGAGCUGGGCAUCACGGUGGUGGGAGACGUCAUCGCCAUCCUCAAGCACGCCAAAGUGGUGCAUAGGCAGGAGAUGUGCAAAGCGGCCACGGAGCUGCUGGGCCCCGGCUCGUCCCCGCUGCCCCCGGAGCUGCGCCGCGGAGCCAGCACCGCCGCCGGCCGCAUGAUCGCCAACAGCCUGAGCCGGGAUUCGCUUCCCGCCGCCCCGCUCCAGCCCCACGGCUCCAAGAUCUCCAUCACCGUCCCCAACAAGCUGGUGGCGGCGAAGGCAGCAGGAUUAGGGAACGCGGGCGCCGAAAUUCCAUCGAUCCCGGCGAAGCGGCGCCGGGUGACGGCGGAGAUGGAGGGGAAGUACAUCAUCACCAUGCCCAAAGGCACCACGCCGCGGACAAGGAAAAUCCUGGAGCAGCAACAAGCAGCCAAAGGGCCGCCCAGGACGUCGGUCUUCGACCGGUUGGGAGCCGAGGCCAAGGGGGACGCGGCUGCAGGAGGGAAGCCCACCGGCGUCUUCAGCCGCCUGGGAGAUUCCCUACGGGAUAAAUCCAUGGAGAGCGACGACGACGAUGACGACGACGGCUCCGUCCUUCCAUACGCCGGUGUCCUGAAGAAACCCAAUGCUCCAUGGAAAGAGAGCGCCGAGCCGGGAAUGCCGGUCAAGGCGAAAGCCACCAGCUCGGAAGUUAAACCCAUUCCCACCCCCAGGAAUGCCGCCGGUGUCCGGCCGGCACCGUGCCAAGCGGGAGAAGGGCGAGAGGCCGACGACGGCGUGAGCAGCAGCAGCAGCAACAGGGAUAAAUCGGAGCGGGAAUGUCGGGUGAUGAUCCGGAGGACGUGGGGCUGCGGGAAGGUGAGCAGCACCAGCGAUGCCAUGAUGGACAACGCCGGCACCGUCAGCGUCUUCCAGCGCCUGGGCAAGAAAACGGAUUGAGAUCCAAUGGGAUCCGUCUGCUUCCGGGGCUUCCCCGUUAUCCCAACGCAAGAGCCAGCGGAGACUCGAUCCCGGGGGAUCACCCCAUAGGGGAAUCCUAUGGGGAAGGGGUUAAUGCCGUGUGGAAAGGGAGUUUCCACAGGGAAAGGCUUAAUCCCAGUGGGAAGCAUCCCAUAGGAAAACAAUGGAGGGAAGAGAAGGGGGGGGAUAACCCUUCCCAAGAGAUUCCCUGCCCGUGGUCCGGGUGAAUCCAGCCGAAUCAUCGCUCUCCAUCCUCUUCCCCACCACUGAAGCCUUGAUUUGCCCCUUUAUUCCCACCCCCCCGCCGGUUCUUUCCUGCUUUGAGGAAUUCUCCCCGCGCAGGCUGGGUCUGGCCUUGCUGUGCCUGCUUUUCCCUUCCUCUGCCGCUUGGUUGCCCGGUAUUUAUGGAUCCGCUCCGGAAUGCCGCCCUCGAUCCUUCGGGACGAUGGCAUCCAUUGGGAUGGAUUUCGGAGCAGCAUUCCCGAAAAACCCCCCAAACCCACCCCAAAACCUUAAGAAGAACCUUUUUGGGGGGGGCUCAAAAACCAGCACCACCCCCCCCCCCCCCCCCCAAAACUGCCUUAAUUCCCGGGACGCCGUCGCUCCGGACAUGGCCUUUGCCUGGAAUUGCUCCUUUUCCCCCCAAAUCCCAGGGGGUUUUCCUCAACUUAUUUAUUUUGCCCCAAUUCCUCACAAAUCUCUUGCCCCCCCCCACCCCCCAAUCUGGUUUCUUUAGUUCUGCUCUAAACCCCAAAACCACCUUUUUUCUCCCCAAAACGAAGCUGGGGGGAGCCGCGCCGGGAGGUUUGGGAUGCGGAAAUCCCCCCAUUCCUUUGGUUUCAGACAGAAAAUCCCCCCAAAUUCACCAAUUCCUGCAUUUUUCAUAGAAAAAUUCACCAAUUCCUUCAUUUUAAGAGGAAAAUUCACCAAUUCUUGUGGUUUUAUCCUGAAAAUGCACCAAUUUCUUCAUUUUUAAUACAAAAUUUCAUCGAUUCAUUCAUUUUUAAUACAAAAAUUCAUCAAUUCCUUUGUUUUUAAUACGAAAAUGCACCAAUUCCUUCGUUUUUAACACAAAAUUUCACCAAUUCCUUCAUUUUUAAGAUGAAAAUUCAAAAUUCCAAUUUUAAUAUGAAAAUUUGCCAAUUCCUUUGUUUUUAUCAUGAAAAUUUACCAAUUCCUUCAUUUUUAAUGCGAAAAUUCACUAAUUCCUUCUUUUUUAACACAAAAUUCAAAAUUCCGUCAUUUUUAAUAUGAAAGUUCACCAAUUCCUUUGUUUUUAACACAAAAAUUCGCCAAUUUCUUCAUUUUAAUAUGAAAAUUCAUCAAUUCCUGCAUUUUAACACAAAAACUAAAAAUUCCUUCAUUUUUAAUAUGAAAAUUUGCCAAUCCCUUGGUUUUUACCAUGAAAAUUCACCAAUUUCUUCAUUUUUAAUACAAAAUUCACCAUUCCUUCAUUUAUAAUAUGAAAAUUCGCCAAUUCCUUUGUUUUUAUAAUGAAAAUUCACCAAUUCCUUCAUUUUUGAUACGAAAAUUCCCCAAUUCCUUUGGUUUCACCAUGAAAAUUCACCGAUUUCUUAAUUUUUAAUACAAAAUUCGCAAAUUCCUUUAUUUUUAAUGUGAAAAUUCAAAAUUCCUUCAUUUUUAGCACAAAAAUUCCCCAAUUUCUUGCUUUUGCCCACUUUGGGGGUGUUUUUCUUCCCGUUUCGGGCGUUUGGUGUGUGUGCGCCACGAGUGCUUCGGGGGAGGGUCUUUUCCCCCCCCAUUUUUGACCUCUUUUGGCAAUAAAGCGUGAAACGGC
Strigops habroptila (Kakapo) is the source of this 3167-nucleotide messenger RNA. It is a transcript of the gene CUNH19orf47, whose product is annotated as chromosome unknown C19orf47 homolog. The coding region runs from base 269 to 1348 and encodes 359 amino acids. NCBI's taxonomy places the organism in Eukaryota, Metazoa, Chordata, Aves, Psittaciformes, Psittacidae. Gene Ontology annotation, cellular component: nucleus. The record is from RefSeq and is a predicted model, not a curated record. The transcript is spliced from 9 exons.